GCUCGGGAGCCUGGGCUGUCCUCUCGCGCGCGGCGCUGGCCGGGGCGGCGGCGGAGGAGGCGAGAGGCGGCGGGGGCGGCGGCGAAAGAGGAGGGGAGGACGGGGGCGGCGUCGGACUGGAGCCGAUCGGCGGUGCGAGCUGCCCGGGGCGCAGUCGUGAGCUCGCCCGCCGGGCCCCCACUCCUGAGCUACACCCUGCCGUGCCCAGCUCUGCCGGCGUCCGUGCCCCCGCGGCGAGCGCGCCGGGGCUGCCCCCCGAAUGACGGGCGGAAGGUUCGACUUCGACGAUGGCGGCACCUACUGCGGCGGCUGGGAGGAGGGCAAGGCGCACGGGCAUGGCAUCUGCACGGGGCCCAAGGGCCAGGGCGAGUACUCUGGCUCCUGGUCGCACGGCUUCGAGGUGGUCGGAGGCUACACCUGGCCCAGCGGCAACACCUACCAGGGCUACUGGGCUCAGGGCAAGCGGCACGGGCUGGGGGUGGAGACGAAGGGCAAGUGGAUGUACCGGGGGGAGUGGUCACAUGGUUUCAAGGGGCGCUACGGGGUCCGGCAGAGCAUGUCCACCCCCGCCCGCUACGAGGGUACCUGGAGUAACGGGCUGCAGGACGGGUACGGCAUGGAGACCUACGGGGACGGAGGUACCUACCAGGGCCAGUGGGCUGGAGGCAUGCGGCACGGCUACGGCGUGCGCCAGAGUGUGCCAUAUGGCAUGGCCACGGUGAUCCGCUCCCCACUGCGCACCUCGCUGGCCUCACUGCGGAGCGAGCAGAGCAAUGGCAGUGUGCUGCACGACGCUGCCGCCGCUGCUGCAGACAACCCGGCUGGCACCAGAGGUGGCUUCGUGCUUAACUUCCACGCGGACACAGAACUGGGCAAGAAGAAGGGUGGCCUCUUCCGACGGGGCUCCCUGCUUGGCAGCAUGAAACUGCGCAAGUCCGAAUCCAAGUCUUCCAUCUCCAGCAAGCGCAGCUCGGUCCGCAGUGAUGCGGCCAUGAGCAGAAUCAGUUCCAGUGAUGCCAACUCCACCAUCAGCUUCGGAGACGUUGACUGUGAUUUUUGCCCUGUGGAAGAUCACGUGGAUGCCACCACUACGGAAACCUACAUGGGCGAGUGGAAGAAUGAUAAACGCAAUGGCUUUGGUGUCAGCGAGCGCUCCAAUGGCAUGAAGUAUGAAGGCGAAUGGGCCAAUAACAAGAGGCAUGGGUACGGCUGCACCGUGUUUCCCGAUGGCUCCAAGGAAGAGGGAAAAUACAAAAAUAAUAUCCUAGUCCGUGGAAUAAGGAAGCAGCUUAUACCAAUCAGAAAUACAAAAACUCGGGAGAAGGUGGAUAGAGCAAUUGAAGGCGCACAAAGGGCUGCCGCCAUGGCCAGAACCAAAGUGGAAAUAGCAAAUUCAAGGACUGCACAUGCCAGAGCGAAAGCUGACGCUGCUGACCAGGCUGCCCUGGCUGCCCGCCAGGAGUGCGACAUUGCGAGAGCCGUGGCCAGAGAACUGUCGCCUGAUUUCUACCAGCCAGGCCCUGAUUAUAUCAAACAAAGAUUUCAGGAGGGGGUAGACGUUAAAGAAAAUCCAGAAGAGAAGGUACCAGAAAAGCCGCCAUCCCCAAAGGAAUCCCCGCAUUUUUAUCGCAAGGGCACCACACCCCCCAGGUCCCCUGAAGCAAGUCCCAAACAGAGCCACUCCCCCCAGCCUUCCUCCCCAAAACCCAUGAAGAAACAAAACCCCGGCUCAGGGGCAAGACUCAGUCAAGAGAAAAGGAGCAUGACUGAGGAGCAGGUGACAGCCAUUGUCAAUAAGCCCUUGACAUCAAAGGCUCCUUCAAAGGAACUCGGAGCAACCAAGUUCUCUGGCCGCCAUCACGUCCCCAACCCCAGCAACGGGGAGCUGCACUCUCAGUAUCACGGCUACUAUGUGAAACUGAACACGCCUCAGCAUCCUCCAGAAGAUGGGGAAAAUGACGGUGGAGCCAGCCAGUCUUCUUCAGCAUUGGUACACAGGCCGUCGGCUAACAAGUGGAGUCCCCCUAAAUCUGUGACAAAAUCAGUUGCCAAAGAAAGCAAAGCUGAGCCAAAAGCCAAGAAGUCUGAACUUGCUAUACCAAAGAACCCAGCAAGCAGUGAUUCCUGCCCUUCUUCAGAAAAAGAAGUCAAUUCAGGCCCUAAUUCCAUCAUGAUUGUCCUGGUCAUGUUGUUGAAUAUCGGGCUGGCCAUUCUUUUCGUUCACUUUCUGACCUGAUUGGAAUUAGGAGAGUGAAGUCAUGACAACUAGUGGAGUUAGCCCACAGUUCUGCCGUGGUGUCCUCAGCCCUUAAAACGGCACACCCCAGUCACACUCAGGCAAGGAGGCUUGGGAUGGGCUCACCAGAGAGAUGACACUUGGAAAAUUCAGCCAGAGGACCUGUUCAGUUCCCCCCGGGAAUGCUUUGUGUCUUUGGGGGUCCUCUGAGAGCUGAAGCAUGCAGCCGUGUUGGAGAGCAAAGCUUGAUACCGAUUCUUUUUUAAAAUCUGCUGAAGCAGCCCCAUCCAGCGGAGUCCUUGGCAUCGGCUACUCCAUCUGUCCUAGCAGAGUGUGACUAAACUGGAAAUGUAUGGACCUGCAAUUUUUUUUUUGAUGGAAGUCAACAGCUGCCUUACUAUUUUACCAUCUGACGUUUUUAGUAGGGAGCUGGGGAGAGAAGACGGCCCAAGGAAUGCGGUCUGAAGAUUGUGUUGCGGUGGGCGUGGUUCCAACGUUCGCUCCUUUCUCAUUAGAAGAAGUAGGUAGCAGCAUCACCCGUCACCUGGCAGUGAUUCUUCUGCAGUGACCUGCUGCUUGAGCGUCGCCUGGAAUGUCCUGGGAGGGAACGUUUCAUUUGCUUGUGCACGACUCUGCUCAUUUUUUGCUGUAUUUUUUAAAAUAUGUUGUAUAGUCAUCUUCCACCCGCAGACCUGGCUGGACGAAAACACACAGGUUGCAUCUCAAGGAAAAGCAACAACGAAAGACUAGUUCAAGAAAGAGAAAAAAAAAUAGUGUUUAUUUUAAUAGCAAUACAUCAUUUUCAUGUUGUUUAUUCUUUCUAAACCAGUACAAGGCUCUUUAUCUUUAAAAUGUAGUGGUCUGAAGGUGUUAUAUCUUCCAAAGAAAUAAUUUAUUUUAAGUGUUUUCAGCAUUGCUGAGGUAAUGGUUGGCACCCUCAGGAGGGGCUUCAUUUUAAAAGCGGAGAGACAGCAGCAUACUAAGAAGUGUAGUUGCAUGGACUGCAGUAAUCAGCGGUUGAGGGUUCGGUUUCAUUGCUGACGUAUGUUACAACCAAAUAAAAUCUUGUCAGUGGCUAUGUUGAUUCCCAUGAAAGUUAAGCAAGAUGCUAUUAAUAGCUCCUCUUCUCUUUCUUCACCCUCCCCGCCUCAAAUUUUGGGUGAAUGCGUUCAGGUAGAUGGUGAAGCUCUGUUAAGUCGCUGCUCCUCGAUUCUCUGCCUUCAAUACUUUUCAAACCUGUUUUAUAGUUUUAUUUUAGAUAUUAAAGAUGUAGACGGUUUUGUUUUAAAUAUUUGUCUCUUGCUGUCCUGUUUUGUUCUGAUGUUGAAAUUUUUUUCUAUUAUAUAAUUUAAUCAAAAGCAUGCUUACCUAGAGAAAUCAUGUGAUCUUUAUAAAAAAUAAUUAUUUAAAAAGAAAUCAGGGGAGGAAGGGUAUGCCUGAGUGUCUUGAAGGUGUUACGUGAGGGGGACUCUUCCUAGAUGUUAGCCAUGAUGUCAUGGUGUCAGCCAAGUCUCCCCCUUAGCUGCCUUCUCAUUGCAAAAGAGACGGUGCGACCCUGUGUCAGCACAGGUGUGGGAUGCAUGCUUCGUCACCUGCAGCGCAGUAACCCAGCGGUGGUUUUUCUUUGUCUGCAGAAGUGCAAUAUAUUAAGACUCCUGGGUGUGACCAAUAUGGAUUAAAUAAGGCAGAAAGAGAGCAAAUGAAAAUGAUAUUACAACUUGUAUAUUUAUUUUUUACAUUUUGCUUUGACUUUUAAAUUUAGAAAGUCCGUUUUUACUCAAGAACAAACUAAAUCCCUGUGUGGGUUUCCACACUCCCCCUGAUCCUUCCUUACCCCUGUAGCUCUUUAUGCUGGGAAGGCUGUUUUUUUUUUU
Molecule: messenger RNA, 4110 nt
Organism: Alexandromys fortis (reed vole)
Lineage: Eukaryota; Metazoa; Chordata; Mammalia; Rodentia; Cricetidae
Gene: Jph1
Product: junctophilin 1
Exons: 6
Coding region: 260-2236 (658 amino acids)
Cellular component (GO): junctional membrane complex; endoplasmic reticulum membrane; sarcoplasmic reticulum
Source: RefSeq, a predicted model, not a curated record